UGAAAGCAGUUCGGUCUGACUCAAACAUGACCGUACGAUUAAAAUCCAACGGCUCAUAUCACGCGUGUGUACUUAUGUCUCAUCGAAUUCGUGUGACACGCACUCACUCUCUCUCUCUCCUUCCUCUCUCUUUCGCCCCUCUCGUCCUCUGCAAUUCCCGGCGACGGAGAAACCCUACCCACCGUCCAAACGCCGUCAUUUCGCUUCGAACCUCACUAUUCACGUGCGUUUCCGCCACCGCUGGGAAGGGAAAACGGUUUCCACCAAUCAGCGUUUCUGUGAUUCUUCUUCAAUCCAGAAAUUGGGAGAUUUGACGAUCAAUUUGUCGUUAGCUCGUAAUAAUUUACAGUCUUUGCUGUAAGUUUGGGUUUCCCAAUUUCCAUAUCAAUUUGCGCAAAGUUGUUUGGUUUGUACAAACUUACCUUUGUGGUACCUGAGUAAUUCAUUCUCUUUGCUUAGCUCCAUUUUGUUAUUGAGAAUAUACAAUGCUUUUAACAUAUGUGCACAGAAAAUCGUUAUGAUGUUUACAUGCUGAACUUUUGUGCAGUCUUAGGUGAUCACUUUUUAAUUCUUGAAACAGUGUUCUCUUAAAAAAAAGUUAUUUCCUUGGACACAUGCAACUUAGAUGGCACCUACUUUCUAUUUGAUAGGAUUAAAGCAUCCAGUCCAUGUUCAGGAUAUUUACCCAUGAAAUAGGCACAGUAAGAUAGUGGUACUAAUUGUUUGAAAUGGAUGUUCAAGUGAUAAAUGCGGAAGGAAGUGGUCAUCAGACAAAGGCAGAUAAUGGGGAUGCAGAACCAAGUGACAGUGAAGUUAAUAAUACUGAAAAGUAUGGAACUCAUGCGGAGGAUGGGAUUUCUGAGCCAUAUGUGGGUAUGGAAUUUGACACUGUAGAUGUUGCUAAGGCAUUUUAUAUUGAGUAUGCUAGACACAUGGGCUUUAGCUCUAAAGUUGGCCCAUAUGGUCACUCUAAAAUUGAUGGGGAAAAUUAUAGGGAGUUUGUAUGUGGUAGGGAAGGUUUAAGAAAAGGACUAAAUGAAAGUUGCAAUGCAAUGAUUAGGAUCGAGCUAAAGGGUCAAAAUAAAUGGGUGGUAACAAAAUUAGUGAAGGAGCAUACUCAUUCCCUGUUCAGUUCCAGUAAGGCAUACAAUAAUCAUCCAAGUAAGCAUUUUUCUAGUGUUGGAAGGACAAUGCCUGAAACUUAUCAAGGAGUGGGUCUUGUUCCUAGUGGUGUUAUGUAUGUAUCUAUGGAUGGGAAUCGUGUUUCGAAUCAGAAUACUCGUGGGAUGAAGAAUAUUCAUACCACUCCUGCUGAACGAAGUCACCCGGUUAAAAAUUCCUCAUUGGUGAAUUAUACUGUUAGGCCUUCUUUGCCAAACCGGACAUUGGGGAGGGAUGCUCAUAAUCUGCUGGAGUACUUUAAAAAGAUGCAGGCUGAGAAUCCUGGUUUCUUCUAUGCUAUACAACUUGAUGAAGACAAUCGAAUGUCUAAUGUCUUCUGGGCAGAUGCAAGAUCAAGGACAGCAUACAGUUAUUACGGUGACACAGUUCAUCUUGACACAACUUACAAAGUAAAUCAAUAUAGAGUGCCAUUUGCUCCUUUUACUGGGGUAAAUCAUCAUGGUCAAAUGGUUUUGUUUGGUUGUGCACUGCUUUUGGAUGAUUCUGAGGCAUCUUAUUUAUGGCUGUUGAAGACAUUUCUGACGGCAAUGAAUGAUUGUCAGCCUGUCUCUAUAACUACUGAUCAAGAUAGAGCCUUGCAGACAGCAGUUUCUCAAGUUCUCCCACAAACCCGCCACUGUAUUAGCAAGUGGCAUAUCUUGAGAGAAGGUCAAGAAAAGUUGGCCCAUGUAUGUCUUGCACAUCCAAAUUUUCAGGUUGAACUUUAUAAUUGUAUUAACUUGACAGAAACCAUUGAUGAGUUUGAGUCAUUUUGGAAUUGCAUCAUUGAUAAAUAUGAACUCAGAAGAAAUGAUUGGCUUCAGUCAUUAUAUAAUGCUCGUGCUCAUUGGGUUCCAGCAUUCUUCCGCAGUUCGUUUUUUGCAGCACUCUCUCCUACUCAAGGUUUUGAUGGUUCUUUUUUUGAUGGUUAUGUCAACCAACAGACGACAUUGCCAUUGUUCUUCAGGCAGUACGAAAGAGCUUUAGAGAGCUGGAUUGAAAAGGAAAUAGAAGCAGAUUUUGAGACAGUUUGCACUACCCCAGUUUUGAAGACACCUUCACCAAUGGAGAAACAGGUUGCUAAUCUUUAUACGAGAAAAAUAUUUUCCAAGUUUCAAGAUGAGCUUGUUGAAACUUUUGUUUAUACUGCAAAUAGAAUUGAAGGAGAUGGACCAAAUAGCAUAUUUAGAGUUGCAAAAUUUGAGGAUGAUCAGAAGGCAUACACGGUCUCAUUAAACCAUUCUGAGUUGAAAGCUAAUUGUAGUUGCCAAAUGUUUGAAUAUUCAGGCAUCCUUUGCAGACAUAUUUUAACAGUUUUCACUGUGACAAAUGUACUUACAUUACCACCCCAUUACAUCUUGAAACGUUGGACAAGAAAUGCAAAAAGCAGUGCCGGAUUGGAUGAACAUACCGGUGAAUCACAUGCGCAGGAGUCUUUGACAGCAAGAUAUAGCAAUCUAUGUAAGGAAGCCAUCAGAUACGCUGAGGAAGGGGCAGUAACUGUGGAAACAUAUAAUGCUGCAAUAAGUGGUAUUAGAGAAGGUGGAAAGAAGGUUGCUAAUGUGAAAAGAAGUGUUGCCAAAGUCUCUCCUCCUAACAAUGUGGCCAGUGGGACUGCAUAUGAUGACAGGAAAACUACCACUCCAACUUCAGAUACAACUCCUCUUUUAUGGCCACGGCAAGAUGAGAUAACGAGGAGGUUUAAUCUUAAUGAUGCUGGUGGUCCUGUUCAAUCAGUUGCUGAUCUAAACUUGCCACGGAUGGCCCCAGUCUCUCUUCAUCGUGAUGAUGGUCCAUCUGAAAACAUGGUAGUUCUUCCAUGCCUAAAAUCAAUGACAUGGGUAAUGGAGAACAAGAACUCAACUCCAGGGAAUAAAGUAGCUGUUAUCAAUCUUAAGUUGCAAGAUUAUAGCAGGGUUCCAUCCACAGAAUCUGAGGUUAAGUUUCAUCUUUCUAGAGUUACUUUGGAACCAAUGUUGAAGUCUAUGGCUUACAUCAGUGAACAGCUCUCAACACCAGCUAAUAAGGUUGCAGUAAUAAAUCUCAAGCUUCAAGAUACUGAGACAACCUCUGGUGAGUCAGAAGUGAAGUUUCAGGUGUCCCGGGAUACAUUGGGUGCUAUGCUACGAUCAAUGGCCUAUAUCCGUGAGCAGCUUUCUCAUGCUGACGAUGCACAUUUAGAACCUGUAUCCAAGAAGCAUAAGAAGUAAAGCAUCAAAUUUUCUUUUCAUGGAUGUGGGGACAUAUCUUGAUGAAAGCGUGAUGACCACUCAACGCAAAAAGGCUUAGAAAAUGCAGUGUAACUGUUGUAUUUCAAGUUUGCUAACUUAUAGUUUUUUACAAGUCUGUUGUAACUUAUUGUUGUACAUGUAUCAUAUCGUAAGUAGCAGCUUAGUUUUAUGCAAAGUAGUUAAAUAAAUACUCUUCGUUAAGUAACCCACUGAUAACGAAUGAAAAUGGGUUUAUCAAAGUAAAA
This is a messenger RNA of Vigna unguiculata (cowpea), 3637 nucleotides long. Its product is annotated as protein FAR1-RELATED SEQUENCE 3-like. The record is from RefSeq and is a predicted model, not a curated record. Lineage: Eukaryota; Viridiplantae; Streptophyta; Magnoliopsida; Fabales; Fabaceae. Gene Ontology annotation, biological process: regulation of DNA-templated transcription. Gene Ontology annotation, molecular function: zinc ion binding.